Messenger RNA from Penicillium canescens, 1011 nucleotides. Its product is annotated as NmrA/HSCARG family protein. The coding region runs from base 1 to 1011 and encodes 336 amino acids. NCBI's taxonomy places the organism in Eukaryota, Fungi, Ascomycota, Eurotiomycetes, Eurotiales, Aspergillaceae. The record is from RefSeq and is a predicted model, not a curated record. The transcript is spliced from 5 exons.
AUGACAGUUGAGAAGCAUCUGAUUGCCGUCUUUGGUGCCACAGGUGCACAAGGAGGCUCGGUCGCUCGGUCUCUACUUUUCAAUCCCAAUUUCCGAGUUCGCUGCAUCACUCGGAACACUGCUUCUACGAACGCUCAAGAGCUGGUCAAGCUAGGCGCCGAAGUUGUCCAGGCACAUGGAUUCAAGGACGAGGAGCUACUGAGUGCCUUCAGUGGGUGCUGGGCGGCUUUCGUGAAUACCAACUCGGAGGAUCCAGCUAACCGGAGAAAGGAACUGGCUUCAACUGGCCGCAAUGACUUUGAUCUAGGAAGUAAUGUUGUUCGAUGCGCUGCUCGUGCCGGCGUCCAGCAUCUAGUCUACAGCUCAGCGCCAUCUCCAGCCGUGUUGACUAACGGAGCUGUUACCCUUCAGGCUUUGGACUUAAAAUGGAGAGUCGAACAAGUUGCGCUUUCGGAACCUUUCAAGACCGUCACUCCCAUCACUGCCGCAUGGUAUAUGGAAAACUGGUUUCACGAAGGCUUUUCCGAUCUCUUUGGCGGAUUCCCAACAAUUCCCGACUCGGAAGGGUACUUGACUUACAAGAUUCCGCCCUGGGGCGGCAAAGAAGACUUCCCUUGGAUUAGCAUGACGGAUGACUUUGGUGACUUAGUUCAUGGGGUUCUGCUACGGCCGUUGCGUUGGAAUCGUCGUCCUAUUCAGGGAACCAGCGCAAUUGCGUCCUCUGAAGAAGUGGUCCGCACGUUCAAGUCUGUCACUGGUAAAAAGGCACGUCAUAUCCCACUGGACGAUCCCAAUGACAUGAAAACUUUGGGGGAGCACUGGAGAGAGGAGGAAAGAAAUGAGUUCUUCUUUACGCCCAUCCGGGACGGCGAAUAUUUCUGCAAUGGCCCGACCGAAAUUGAAACCUCGACUGCUCUCAAGAAGGCUGCAUUUGAAGCAAAGGGCCGACAAGGAAGGGAAACACUCAUGACUGUGGCUGAGUUCUUCAGGCGUGGGUUUGUAAAGGAAUGA